Pectinophora gossypiella (pink bollworm) is the source of this 4400-nucleotide messenger RNA. RefSeq names its product ecdysone-induced protein 78C-like. Gene Ontology annotation, molecular function: zinc ion binding; sequence-specific DNA binding; DNA-binding transcription factor activity. Gene Ontology annotation, biological process: regulation of DNA-templated transcription. Lineage: Eukaryota; Metazoa; Arthropoda; Insecta; Lepidoptera; Gelechiidae. The record is from RefSeq and is a predicted model, not a curated record. The transcript is spliced from 9 exons. Bases 16 to 1398 code for a protein of 460 amino acids.
ACAUAUAAACCAGUGAUGAGCUGCUCUGUGCUGGUGGAAGCUACAAGUUCUUCGAACAUCGAAGACGAUUUAUACACAUUCAAAGAAGAGCCGUGCUCGCCUCUGUCGGGUAACUCGCCGGAGCAGCAGUUUGCGGCGGACAGCGCAGGCGCAGGCGCGGGCGCGGGUGCAGGCGCAGGCACGGGGGGCAAGGCGGCGGCGCCCUGCAAGGUGUGCGGGGACAAAGCCUCUGGGUACCACUACGGCGUCACCUCCUGCGAGGGUUGCAAGGGCUUCUUCAGACGAAGCAUACAGAAACAAAUAGAGUACCGCUGCCUCAGGGACGGAAAGUGCAUCGUUAUACGACUAAACAGGAAUCGGUGUCAGUUCUGCAGAUUCAAAAAGUGCCUAGCUGUCGGCAUGAGUCGAGACUCCGUGAGGUACGGACGAGUCCCGAAGAGGCCGAGGGAAGUGGUGAGCAACGAUAGCAUGCCCGACCUGGCGCGCAACUUGAGCUCGUCAGGGAUCAUCCCCAUCCCGGGUAUCGAGGACAUGGACCCGGAGACACUUCGCCACGGCGUGGCCAAGGAGUUGAUCAAGAUGGUGUCGGCGGCGCACCGCGGCAACAACACCUACACGGAGGAGCUGCGCCGCACGCUGCACCACCACACCAUCAUGCUCAAGAUCGACGACUCCGAUAACGAAGGAAGCGGCGGUGAGGAAGCAGCCAGUUCGACGACGGAUCGUGUGACGGAUGUGCGCUCGGUGCUGUGGUACAACGUGGCGCUGCGCAUGACCCCGGCCGUGCAGCAGGUGGUUGAGUUCGCCAAACGACUGCCUGGCUUCCACACCCUGCCGCAGGAUGACCAGCUUAUACUCAUUAAGCUAGGGUUCUUCGAGGUGUGGCUGACGCGAGUGACCCGCUUGUCUACAUCAGAUUGCAUCGUGUUUGACGACGGCACAGCUAUAUCGCAGAGCCAGCUUGACAUCGUGUACGAUGCACCAUUUGCAACAGCAAUGCUGACUUACGUGCGCACUGUGGUCAAGAUGCAGAUGUCCGAGGAAGAGAUGGCGAUCUAUACCGGCACUCUGCUGCUGUGCCCGCAACGCAGCGGACUGAGCGACCCCGAUCGCAUCGAUACUCUGCAUCGAGCUGUCGGCGACGCUUUUCAACACGUUGUGAUCGGGAGCGGCGUGGCGGACGUGGCGGGGCGCCUGGAGGCGUUCGCGGCGGCGACGCGCGACGUGCGCACGUUGGGCACGCGCCACAACGAGCUGCUGGCGUGGUGCCGCGACCACUGGCCGCGCCUGGUCCUGCCCGCACUCUUCUCCGAGAUCUUCGACAUUCCCAAGUCUGAGGAGGACGACGUGACCGACUCCGAGCGCGCCUCGGCGCCGGUCUCCCAAUUACAGGGAUAAACAUAAAUUAUUUACACAUGAUAUAAAACCCAUUUAAGUAAUUACCUAUUCCAGAAAGAAGCGCAUUUAAAUUACUUCUUUCUCAGCGACAUAAUGUAUUAUUGUCAACGAAUAUUAGUCGAGUCAAUGAAACGUUUCACUUCUUAUUUCGUAAGGACAGGUCCAAUAAAACUUCUCAAUUUCAUUUUUAACAUUAAAAGGUAUCAAAUUAUAAAUUACUUUUAAAAUUCUGUAAACGGCUUCAUUUAUAUACCAGAAACAGUUUUUGCGUCCGCUGUUCAUCUGUGAAAGGGUCUCAAAGUUCUACCUUAAAAGGCUGUAUCUUUUGAACUAUAUUAGGUACCCAGUUUUACAGAAUAUGCAUUAUUAUAGGGAUAUUAUAUCAAGUAAUGGAUAAUCUAGAAAGUAAAAAAAAAUAAGCGGGCCCCCCCAUAAAUGUAACUUUUCUUUUCAACAUCUUUUUGUCUUUGCUCAGUAGUAAAAACAAACAACAUCACAAUAGGCCUCGUCCGUCUGCUGAGGACGAUUAUGAGACAUUUUCGUUAGUGACUGUAUAGUCCGAUACGGGAGCGAUAUGGUCUACCGCAUGCUCGGCAGGAAAAAAAUUGUAGAUGGUAUUAAACCGCUGUCAUGUCUCCUCAGAUGCUCUAAAACCUGGAACCAGGCACCUAUGUUUUCUCUCUAAUGAGGCACUCAACAUGCUUCUGAUUUUAAAUAAAAUUGAAGAAUACACCCCAAUAAGAAAAAGUCAUCAAAAUCGAACCUGUCCCUGCGAAAUGAAAAGUUUUACUGCUUUAUUGACGCUACUAUGCAUAUAGCGCCUACAUGGGUUUCAUGUUCAUUAUGAUUGAUGGUUAGUUCGUAAGUGGUAACUUUAAAGUUUGCCAAGUCAUCAUACAGGACCAUGUAUCGUAUAAUCGUAUAAAAAUAGCGAAUAAGGGUCAUUCAAGUAAUACGUAAGCAGAAUUUCAGUAGGUAUUUUUAAUUCCCCUCCUUCUCUUUGUCAGUAUAAGCAAAACUCUUACUGCACCUAUAGGCUUAGAGGAAUAUAAGAAAAAGUAUAUAUUGCAAACAUAAUCAUCAUCAAGAGCUCUGGCCCCGUCUAAAUUUAAGCCACGCAAAUACCCAACCCCCAUUAGUUCUUACGUAAUACUUGAAUAGGCCCACACAAGUUAUUCAAUUUACAUAAUACAGUUAUUUUCUUGUCAGGUAAUAGUGUAAGCUUCACACGUCCGCACAUAGAAAUAGAGGAUAUUUGGUGGCGGGUUCUCCACUUGAAGAUCUUUUUAUUUAUGUUACGUUAUAACUCUAUAGCCCUCUAGGAUUCCGUUAAAUUAUAUUUUAGUAAUAAAGUUUAGACCUAACAAUAUAGGGACAUAUUCGCCUACAUACAUAUUGAAUUAUAAUUUAUGUAUUCUACCUAGAUAUUAAAUAAAAAGUAAAUUUAAAGGCACGUGUUAAAAGAUAGCAACAAGUAUAUAAUGAUUAUGACAAAUAGAUUUAUUUUGUUAUUUUAACUCUUAAUUUUAAGAUCGAUUUUUCUUUUUAUAAUUUUUCUAUCGUUUGUUGUUAUAUAUUUUAUUUUUUAUAGAAAAACUGAAAAUCGUGACUGUGAUCGCAUAUAAGAAGUGUUUUUGGGGAUUUGAUAGUAUAAAAUAUAGUAUUAUGUGUCUGAAGCACCUGUAGCGUGCUCUACUGCGGUAUAAUGUAACGGUCUCCAAUAUUACUUAGGAGAUAUUGUAAAUACGAGGCUGUUAUAUUGUACCGGGUGUAUCAGUUACUGUAAGUUACCACAAGCGCCGCCGUCUCCCAUUUUACCAUGUAACCAAACUAAAAAAAAUAUGACCGUUCAAUAACACCCGCUAGCCUAACGUUACUGUCGGCAACUAUAAGCACUUAUUAAAAAACUGAUGAACAAAAUGAGAGGUGGUAGCGCUGAUGGUCGAAUAUACACCGGACUGGGUUGUGGGUGGCAGAGUAUGUAGGUUCUUCUGAUCCAUGCGUGAAUGUUCGUGAAUCAAGGGUAGGGUCUAGUUUCACGUCACAUUACGCUGUACUGUAUAAGUGCACAUUUUAUUUAUGAAGCUUUAAAAUGUUUUAUUUUGCUCAACUUCUCCGGUGGUGGGAUUUAUGUUGCAUUUGUCUCGUGGCUGUUAUAGAGGCGCAGAUUGUGUUAAUUCUUUAUAAUUACUUAUAUUCUUCAUACUACAUACACAACGCCUUUAUAACUUCCACGAAACACUUGAAAAUUCAAAUAAUUAGUGUAUCGCGAUUGCAUUUACUCAGCAUUUUCGCACUUUUGAGGAUUUUAGCAUAUUAGUUUGUAUUUAAAUUGUUUAAUGUUUCACCGUGUACUCUUUAGAGAUAAGACUUACAAUCUUUGGAAAUGAUGAGCGAGUAAUCAGGACAAUGAUGUGAUGACACAAACCAUGAGUACACGGCGUAGGUACAAUAGAUGUUAUAAAUUAAAUGCAAAUUACUACAAACUGUGCCGGAACUUCUCUGACUAGUUGUAAAUAUAGCGUCGAUUUGUUUGGGCUGUUGGGGUAUAUGAAAUAGGUGCUAAGGAUUGAGAGUCACAACCUCUUGGCGGAGGUUAACGUAAUUGCGUUUAUUUGGCAUAAACGUAGUUUCAAAGUAAUACAUAUUGGAAAUAGGUAAAACUAGGUCCAGGCCAGUCUGGUCUUUAUAAGCCCAACUUUAUAAUUGCCUGCCGAAAAAUAGCUUUUGCAAUUCUUGUACACAUUUUAACAAUCCCUUUUUUUAUUUAAUCAUGACUUAUGUUUUUGGCCUGAUGUCGUGAACCUCAAUCUUUAUGCACAUUUUAUUAAAUUGGUGACAUUGAGUUUUAUCGUCGAAACUCUUAAGUUAUAGAGACAGUCAUAUAAUUUUAAAGGUAAAUAUUUCGAUUUAGAACUUCACUUUCUACUAUGUUAGAGUGAAUAUCUACAAACAAUUAUGUACGAAAUACACGCAUAAUAAAAAUUAAAGAGUUUUAUUUC